This is a messenger RNA of Durusdinium trenchii, 1596 nucleotides long. The record is from the annotation of a GenBank genome assembly. Lineage: Eukaryota; Dinophyceae; Suessiales; Symbiodiniaceae.
AUGGGGGACCAAGAGGCCUUGGAUGAAUUACGGGACCUUUUCACUUACACGGACUCCUUGGGAAAUCUUCGGAAAAUCUCUUACAUCAAAGAUGCGAGAACACCUGUUGAGCAGCAGCCAGCGAAGCGUUCAAAGUUGCGUGGCACAAGGGUCAAGCAGGAGCUUCCUGAGACAGAUGUUGGAUAUUCCAGCGGCAGUGCUGGUGGUUCUGUCUUGGGUUCGGAUGCACGAGUUCCAAGUCCAGAAUGCCCCGCUGAUGCUGCAAGCCAGCAGCCGGACACUAUCCCUGCUCCUCACGCACCUUUGGUUGCAGCAGUUUGCAUGGAGACAGCUCCAUCAAAGGAGGUGGAGACGUUCCUUGCUGAAAAGUGGGCCGUGGUUGAAAGUGAGAUUGAUGCAAAAAAGCGGCAAGCUGAACUGGAACUCAAUGAGGUCCAGGAGAAACGUCAAAGACUUGAGUCGGAGCUUGAGAAAGGAUCAGAAAGGCUUGUGCAAGUCAAUGAAGAGAUCAAUCGGAAACUUCGUCAAGCUGAACAUGAGCUAGAUAUUGUAUGCCACAAGAAAAUUGAGAUGGAUACUGAGCUUGAGAAAGGCAUGUCCAAGCUCAAUGCCAUGCAACAAAAGCUUAUGUUGCUCGAGCGAGAUAUGAAGAAACAUGAGGCGGCUGCAGCCGAGGCUGCAGCAAAGUCUGCUGCAACCAAUGCCGAGGCUGCAGCAAAGUCCGCUGCAAUCAAUGCACUGGUGAUGCAUGCAUCAGAUGCUACGAUGCCAGCUGCUGUCAGGCAGCCUGUGGCAACGACGUUGGCUGUUGUCAAUCGAGCAAGGAUUGACAAGUCCAAUGCCAAGGCAUUGCUUAUGUCCAAGAUUGAGGAGUCUGUCGUGCCAUCAAGUGAAGGGUCAACUCCUGUGCGGAGAGAGGUCUUUCCAACUACUUCCUCCACUCCGCCUUCAACACCCGCGACUCAUGCUGGCAGUGGAGUCACUACUUUGUCUCCAGAUUCAGUACCUGCAGGUUCUGAAUUGACUCCAUCUGAAAGAGUGAGUGAUCGAGACGACUCAAAGUGCAGUGCUGAAACCCGCUUUACAAGCAGCACGCACCCUGAAGCAUGGGGAGCCCUGUACAGGAUUGUGAGGAAGGUCGACACUGAUGGAAAUCCAGCAUGUGCCAAAGAAAUCUAUGAUGCAUGGCAUCAAGGACAGAAGAUCGAUUACAGUUUUUUGUCCAUGGGUUGGUCAAUGAAGCACAGGCGAUGUAUCUAUGACCGCACUAUCAUCAAGUACUUGGUCCAAGUCAAGGAUGAUGUGGAACAGGGGGACGAGCAAAUGCAGAUGUUGGAAUCGGAGAUGCAGAAUCUUGGUCUAUUCAACACCGAGUUUAGUCUUGGUGAUAUCAUCGGCGACGACGAUGAUGAGCAGAAGCCAGAAGACAUCCCCAGGAAGAAAACCAAGUUGCCAGAAUAUCCAGAGGUGGAGGGCGAAGAGUCGCUUCAGGAAUACCUUGGGCAGUACAAGAGGGCAUGCUUGUCGCGGAAGGCCUUGUUCAAAACUACUCGGGACAAGCUCAGUGAGCCUGGUGCUGGCAAAGGGUAUGAGUAG